UUUGCCCUAGGAGAUGUAUUGGUAAACAUAUUGCUACAAGAGAUGUCUGAGAUUUUGCUGCCUAUGGUUUCUUCUAAGAUUUUUAUGAUUUAAUGACUUACAUUUAAGUGUUUUAUCCAUUUUGAGUUUAUCCUUGUGUAUGGUGUACGUUGGUGGUCUGGUUUCAUUUUUUUAUUUGUUCCUGUCCAAUUUUCCCAGCACCAUUUAUUGAAGAGACUUCCUUUACUCCAUUGUAUACUCUUACCUCUUUUGUCAAAUAUUAAUUGAGCAUAAUGGCUUGGCUCAAUUUCUGGGUUCUCUGUUCUGUUCCAUUGAUCUGUGUGUCUGUUCUUGUGCCAGAACCAGGCUGUUUUGAGUACAGUGGCUUUGUAGUAUAACUUGAUAUCUUGUCUUGUGAUUCCUCCAACUUUGUUCUUCUUUCUCAAGAUUGCUGUGGCUAUUUCGGGAUCUUUUUUGGUUCCAUAUAAAUUUUUGGAGAGUUUGUUCUAAUUUGUGAAAUGACAAUAGAUGAUUUUAAAGGUAAAUACUGACCUUUGUCAAGGAAUCUACAGGCUUAGGAUGGGACUACCCUCCAUGACCCGCAUUUAGUUAGGAAUUUUUACAUAGAGACUACCUGGUCCUGCCUCUUGUUCUGUUGUAUUUCUCUGCUUCUGGGCCUGAUCCCUCUGCCAAAAUCAUGCUCCAUCAGAUCCUUGGUCAGACCAAGAAGUAUCCAAGCUUGAUCCUCCACUUUGUAUUUAUUGGAGACGAAAGUACUGGGGCAGCGCUGUGUAUCUUGCACCUGGCAUUGUUCAAUCCAGAUGUCUGUUGGGACAGAAAGAAUAACCCAGAAUCCUGGAACAAGCUGGGUCCCAAUGAUCAAUACAAGUUAUACUCAAUGAAUUUUGGUUACAGCAAACUGAAGAGAGAAGGUCCAGACUUCUUAAUGAAAUGUUUCACUGAACAGCUGCUUAGAAUGAAGGUCUUCCAGAGGCCAUCUGCACCAUUGUCCACUUAACGGGGAACUAUUUCCCCUCCAAAUGCUCGAAGACAUGUUGGAGUAUCGU
Myotis daubentonii (Daubenton's bat) is the source of this 1046-nucleotide messenger RNA. Its product is annotated as cytochrome c oxidase subunit NDUFA4-like. Lineage: Eukaryota; Metazoa; Chordata; Mammalia; Chiroptera; Vespertilionidae. Bases 677 to 997 code for a protein of 106 amino acids. The transcript has a single exon. The record is from RefSeq and is a predicted model, not a curated record.